Trichomonas vaginalis G3 is the source of this 363-nucleotide messenger RNA. RefSeq lists its product as uncharacterized. The transcript has a single exon. The record is from RefSeq and is a predicted model, not a curated record. Lineage: Eukaryota; Parabasalia; Trichomonadida; Trichomonadidae. The coding region runs from base 1 to 363 and encodes 120 amino acids.
AUGCUUACUGUUUCAUCAGAUACCACCCUUUUCGGUGACUUCCCACAAGAGCCAAUCGAGAGAGUUGACAAUAAUAAAGAAAAAUAUUCUAAAAAGUAUAAAUUAGUUCCUAAAGUUGUCGAAGUUAAAGAAAAUAAAGAUACAAAUACAAAGCAAAAUCAAAAAUCAGAACCACAGAAAGCAAAGAUUAAUCCAAACGAUCGCCCAACAGAACACAAAGCAAUUCUAAAAGGUACUCAUGGUCAUAAAUUAUUUGCAAUGCUCAACAGCAUCAAGAUAACACCAAAAGCACCUCAACCGGAAAUAGAAAACGUCGAACCAAAAGGAAAUGUUGCUAAAAGAAAACUUACUAUGUCUAAAUGA